AUGAGAAACGACGUGAUUUCUAGAAUAAUCAACACUAUCAACCAUUCAUGGGCUAAAGAUAUUCUCACCUCUUUAAAAGACCAUUAUGAAUCCAUGCUGAUCCAGAAAAUCAAUGGCAUAAAAUCUCGCUCUUUUUCCGAUUCUCGCAUUAAAGAAUUUUCUGCUAAGGCUAUCAACUGGGCCAAAACCAUCUACAGACAUAAACUGUCCGACGAAUCUUUGAAAAAAUAUUCCGACAUCAUACGUAACAUAGGUAUUCCUGACGAUUCCAUGGAAGUCACAGAAACCAUUGCAGCCGCUACUACAAACCGUUACAGUAUCCCAAAUAAUGUCAGCCAAACUCCCACUCGCAAACGUCGCCCUUCAGCCUCUUCUCCAGACGCAGUCCAAGGUACACCAAGAAAGACUUCAAAGAUUUCACCAACCACUAAACCUGUCCCACUUAUGUCCCUAACAUUGCCUUCUUCUUCCAUGCCCUCUACCAGUUUCUCUUCUUCCACUCAUCGUACUACCAAUUUCUCAGUAACCCCAUCAUUUGCCUUUGCCUCCAAUCCACAAACUAGUGUAAUUACUCCUUCUACCAGUUCGUCUGUAACACCCUUCACCUGUUCAUCGUCUACGACCUCUAUAAGUUCUUCAACUAUACCCUCUACUACUUCGUCUACCAUUACCCCUAGUUGUUCAUGUACUACCACCCCUACUAGUUCGUCUGCUAUAAUCUCUACUACCACAACCUCCGUUAUUCUAUCAACUAAACCCACCACAAGUUCAUCCACCCUUCCCUCUAAUAGUUCUUCCUCAAAAUCUAUCUCUAAGUCUCCCAAUCUGGCUAUUCCAUCUUCGAGUAUUUCCCAACAAUCUUCUUCUCAGCCAAGUUCAUCUCCUUUAACCUCUUCACCAUCUCCUUCUCGACAAUCAACUUCGCAGAAUUCUAAAUCUUCCCGACGCAAGAUCGAUUAUGAUCCUAAGCAACUACCAAGUCGUCAUGCCAACCAAAAUAAAGAAUCAUGGUCAUUACCUGCUGUUACCAAAUCAAAUUUGAUAUUGGGAUCAUCUAAUCUGAACAGAAUCGACAGAUCCAAAAUAAACUCAAACACUCAAGUUGAAUCAUACCCAGGAGCCAAAAUAGACCAUAUCAUCCAAAUUCUUAAAAAACACCAGCAGCAACCAGCAUCGAAUAGCAUUGAUCCUGACAACAUUAUUUUUCAUAUAUACAAACAACCUGGCAUUGAUACAAAGAAAAUUCGACUCAUUCGCGAAAAUUAUUGGAUAAACAAAUUACAAACCAUGCAUCCUUUAGGAAUGAACAUCCAAGUUGAUUUCCAAAUUAUACCUUUUGUUAUUCAAUACAACAACACAGCUGGUCAAGUUCCCCGAAUAAUUAUCCGUCUUUACAAAGAAUUGCAGGAAAAAUUUCCAACAGUCUUUACAAAUGAUUUAGUUAUCGCCUAUACCCGUAAUAAAAAUCUAAAUGGUAUCUUAGUCCGUGGUAGAUUACCCCCCAUCCCCGUUCCAUAG
Molecule: messenger RNA, 1518 nt
Organism: Lottia gigantea (owl limpet)
Lineage: Eukaryota; Metazoa; Mollusca; Gastropoda; Lottiidae
Exons: 2
Coding region: 1-1518 (505 amino acids)
Source: RefSeq, a predicted model, not a curated record